AUGGCACAUGAUUCUGCCUCUGCUUGUUGGACUCUGCCAUCGGGAGCCCCCCAAGCUGUCGGUCUCUCAUGGGUGUUCAUGGACAGACUGUGUCUUGAUGAUAAAACACUGAAUCGCUAUUUAACGCAAACUGCAGGAUAUAGGACCGGUAGCGGCAGCGUCAUUGGCUCUUUUUUGUCGGGUUCUGGUAUCACAGUCAUUCUGAGCGUGCUUGCACUGACUCAGGUACUGGUCGCAUUGCGGUGUUUUGGGCUUUUGUCGCCAGGUCUCGACAUGCAGGCAGGGAAGAAUGAGAACCCCGGAGCUAUUUCCGCCAGAGCAACGAUUAAGGCAUGA
Messenger RNA from Pochonia chlamydosporia 170, 336 nucleotides. RefSeq lists its product as hypothetical. The record is from RefSeq and is a predicted model, not a curated record. The coding region runs from base 1 to 336 and encodes 111 amino acids. The transcript has a single exon. Lineage: Eukaryota; Fungi; Ascomycota; Sordariomycetes; Hypocreales; Clavicipitaceae.